Molecule: messenger RNA, 1216 nt
Organism: Salpingoeca rosetta
Lineage: Eukaryota; Choanoflagellata; Craspedida; Salpingoecidae
Exons: 10
Coding region: 65-952 (295 amino acids)
Biological process (GO): ribonucleotide metabolic process; RNA catabolic process
Cellular component (GO): ribonuclease H2 complex; nucleoplasm
Source: RefSeq, a predicted model, not a curated record
CAGAACUUCACUGCCAAGAAAGCAGAAGAAGGCGCGCUUGACAAGACAACAGAAGACAACAGCCAUGUCUCGUGUCUUGAUCUGCCCAGAACAAUGGUCAAGCUCGCGCAUCAUCACGCUGCCCGACCCACGCCAUGGCCAACAAAGACAGUACCUCCUGACACAGCAAGGCAUGUACGAGGUUAUGCGCUGGAGUGACGAUGUGCCAAGAUCAUGGAUUAUCGGCGACAUGGUUCAAGAAGAUGGCUCGUUCUACGUUUGUAUGCGCGUGGAUCCCCUUUUCCUUGUCAUUCCAUAUUUGACAAAAGCCAAGAAAGAUAAGAACGUGUUUACAACCCUUGACGUCAUGUUGCCGUUCCAAGAGCAUCCUGGUUUCAGGCACCUGGACACCGAUCCCGAGCGACAGGAUCUGCAUGGGUGCCUUGAUCUCGUGUGCGAUGUGAAGGGCAGCGGCGAUGUUCGCGCCUUCCGUCUGAACGACGAGAAGCUGCUGCGCUGGCUGAAAGCAAAGACGAUCAUGUUUGCGCGCCAGCUGCCAGACCACCUCACGUCGACCGGCGCCACGUCUGCAAACUUUGUUGCCCGCGCAUCAGCAGCAAAGGACAUUCCAUACGAGCUCAAGCUCAACUUUGCCUUUGGCGCGGUGUCGCGAUAUCUGUCGCCGGACCUGGAGGAUCUUCUUCGCUCCGAACUCGGCAUUCGUACGGAGAGCGAUGCAGUCGGCGGUGACGGGAGCGGAGAUCAGGACGGGCAGCAGUUGGGAAAGUACGCCGGACUUGAACCUACAGAUGACUACAGCAAGACUGCCACCGCUGGUAACCAAGACGACAACCCAGGAAAGAAGGCAAAACUCACUGCUGCACAGAAGCGGCUGGCAAAAGUGGACAAGACAGGCAUGAAGUCCAUUGCAUCCUUCUUUGGUGGCGGUGCAAAGAAGAAGAAGAGCAAGUAGUGGUCGUGUUAUGGUGCAUCUUGUUCUGCUUUGUCUGCAUUGCUUGCUUGCUUGCUUGGAAUAAGUGAUCAUGUGCUGCUGGUGCUGCUGGUGCCUACAUGUACCCCAUUUCCGCCAUCUAUUGGUGUGUGGUGGUAUGACUUUCCUUGGUGCUGGUGUUCGUUUGCAGCUUGCUCUCGCUCAGUGCCAAUGUGUGCACAUGCUCCCUUUCGUCUCGCGCGCGUCUUAGUUUGCUACCCAAUGAUGAACGAUAUCAUGACUGAA